Molecule: messenger RNA, 513 nt
Organism: Panonychus citri (citrus red mite)
Lineage: Eukaryota; Metazoa; Arthropoda; Arachnida; Trombidiformes; Tetranychidae
Exons: 2
Coding region: 1-513 (170 amino acids)
Source: RefSeq, a predicted model, not a curated record
AUGUUGACAAUUAAAUUUACAAAAAUACUUUUAAUCAAAUUGAAUCCAGUCCACCAAACGGCGACAAUUAAAACUAUUCGUGGGAAACGUUUUUGCUUAGAUUUACUCGGUGGGUGUGGAAACUGCGGCGGUCAAGUUUACCGACGACCAAGGCCACAGCCUCGACCAGCAGUCCAAUACUAUCAACCUGUUUACUAUCCAUAUCCGGUUCCGGUCCAGGCACCGGCACCUGGACCAGCGCCUCAGCCACAAGCCUCCACAGCCGCACCGAAAGCCGCAGGCGAGGCAAAAGCACCAGCCAAGAAAAAGCCUCCACCGGCGCGAAAGCCUCCGCCGAAUGUGCCAAAGGCCAAACCUCCACCGCCUCGCAAGGCACCGCCGAAAAAAGGUCCACCCAAUGCUGCGAAACCACCGGCGAAACCCGCAGGCAAACCACCGGCUAAAAAGAAGCCUCCAGCGAAAAAGCCUCCAGCUAAAAAGAAACCGAAAAAAGGUAAGAAGGGAAAAGGUUAA